AUGGACGCACUUCCCUUCACUAGAGGUCCACCCAUUAAAGAACACGACCAUCUUAUCGCUACAAUGGAAAGAGAGAAUUUCGAACUCAAAAUGCAGAUUAGCCAUCUAAAAGCCCAGCUUAGAGAGCAUACAAUGCAAACAAACUUAUCUAUCAAUCCACCCUGUGAUUGCAAGAAGAAGUCAAUCGAAACAAACCAAAUUCUAGCCGAAGCCAAAAGUGCUAUGGAAACUCUUCUGGCCGAGAAAGAGAGUUUAGAAAGUUUGUAUACAGAAACCACCCAGACCCUAGAACGUAUGCAGGAGGAGAAAACUCGACUUAAGAACGAUUGUAUUAAACUCUCCGAGCAUAUAGCUUACAAACACCAAAAAGAGCAAGAGAGUCAACAAGCUCUUCAAACCAUGCGUGCCGAGAUAGUAGCAGUUAAGUCUAACUUAGAAGAGAACGAGAUGCUAAAAGAAGAGAUUAGCAAGAUCUCAGAGGCUUAUCGGGCUAUCAAGGAAGAGUAUGUGAAACUGGAUGAGUUUGCCAAAAGUUUAGAAACUGAUUUCAAAAGCGAAGUAAAUCAAAAGCACCAAAUAGUCGCUGAGAAUGAAACUCUAAAGAGUAAACUAAACACUGCGCAACAAAAACUAGAAGAACUCGUUACUCAUGCCACUAACUUAGAGAAGCAGCAACUCUUAGGAGAGAAGGUAGUGGAGGAGCUUAAGAAGGAGAAGCGGAGUGUGGCCGAGCAAGUCGUAUCAGUACAGAGUCGGGCAGAAGGGAUUAUUGCCGAGCGAGAGAAACAGAUUAGUUACUUGCAAAAUCGAGUGACUCAGUUGCAUGGCUCAAUGCAACGGGCUGAGGCUGAGAUGCAGCGGAUAGUUAAUGGGGUAGUGGAAGAGAUUAAACGAGUUGAAUUGGCUACCGGCCGGACGAGUAAGACUCUAUCGACUGUAGAUGAUUUGGAUAGACAUUUCCAGCGCAUUGUAAGUAAGAUCCAAAGAGAGCAGGUGCACUGUACAGAGCGACUAACUAGCACCGGGCAGAUGGCAGCGAGAGUGCAAGAAGAAGCUAAAGCGGCUGCACAGAAGCUAGAAGCCGCUCGGGAAGAGAAUGCGAAACUACGCCAGCGCGAGGACCAACUUAACGGCCAGAUCGAAGAUCUUCAACGCCGCAUUCACUUAACACCAGAAGCCCUAGCUAUAGCAGGCGAAUUAGGCAUUCGUGACUUCACUACCUUAAGCGAUCUGUUUAUUAAGUGGAGUGCGGAUAGAGAGAAGAAUGAAAACUGGUUGGCCAAUUGCUUAGAGGAGAAAGAGAAAGAACACCAGCACGAAGCCCGGGUUAGAAACCGCAAGUUAGAUGAGUUUCAAACCAAAUUACAAACGGCUCUUUCCGAGCUCAAUAUCUGCCGAGCUUAUCUCGAGGAAAAGAAAAGUCUCAUCAAAGCCCUCAAGAAAUCCAGCAGCACCAACCCAAUUAUGAAGCAGAUAGAAAUCUCCACUAGUAAGUAA
Molecule: messenger RNA, 1497 nt
Organism: Nematocida homosporus
Lineage: Eukaryota; Fungi; Microsporidia
Exons: 1
Coding region: 1-1497 (498 amino acids)
Source: RefSeq, a predicted model, not a curated record